AUGGUUCGGUCCAGGCGUGCGACCAGCGACGAGUCGGGCAACGAGGCGUGCGUUCCUCUCGCACAGCAGCUUGGCUUCGUGGAGGAGGAACAUGAGCCCUUUGAUGAGGAAGUGGGGCCUUUGCCCGAGACCCGACCGGGAGAGAUCCCGAUCCGGAGGCUUUCCUGGCCAAUCUUCCGAUGGCUGGAGGACCAGGGUGUGCUCAUGAACGGUUGGGAGAGAUAUGCCCACACUGCACUCGACUUUUCCGGUGACCUCUUCAAGCUCCGAACCAUUCAGCCGCUGGACUUUCGCUGGCGGCGGAAGGAGAAAGCAGAAGUGAUCUCCCCGAGACUGCAGCGGAUGAGCAGCCACCAGGAGCUGGAGCUCACCGUGGGCAAACUCCACACCCUCAAGUUAGACAACAACGAGCUCUUCGAUGUCGACUUCGAUCCCGCCAAAGAUGUGGGCCUCACCUCGAGCUCUUUUGCCAGCCUGAGAACGCUGACACUGAGCCGAAAUCGCCUGACCUAUCCGAUUCUUCUGCUGCCACGACUGAAAGAGUUGGAUUUAUCGCACAAUCGGCUGGUGCAGGUCAUCCCACUGAACGGCUUGGGGGCUUUGGAAUCUCUCAUCCUUCGCAACAACCAGAUCGAGGAGCUCGAUCCCAAGACUUGGCGCGAUGGGGUGCAGUCCCAUCUCCGCACCCUCGACCUGCGCUUCAACAGGCACCCGAGCGUUCCUUCAAAGGUAUCCUAG
Messenger RNA from Symbiodinium sp. CCMP2592, 738 nucleotides. NCBI's taxonomy places the organism in Eukaryota, Dinophyceae, Suessiales, Symbiodiniaceae. The record is from the annotation of a GenBank genome assembly.